GAAGACUUUUAGAGAAUGUCUGGACGAGGCAAAGGUGGUAAAGGGCUUGGAAAAGGAGGCGCAAAGCGUCAUCGUAAAGUUCUCCGCGAUAACAUUCAGGGAAUCACCAAGCCGGCUAUUAGGCGUCUGGCUCGUCGUGGCGGUGUGAAGCGUAUUUCUGGUCUCAUUUACGAGGAGACUCGUGGUGUGCUGAAGGUGUUUCUGGAGAACGUCAUCCGCGAUGCUGUUACUUACACUGAGCACGCCAAGAGGAAGACCGUCACCGCCAUGGAUGUUGUCUAUGCUCUGAAGCGUCAGGGCCGCACUCUGUACGGCUUUGGCGGUUAAAUCUACAAAACCCGAAUCUAAUAAAACCCAAAGGCUCUUUUAAGAGCCGCCCACUUUACGAUAAGCGCAACCUUUCAUUUUGUAUCUAUCAAAUGUGAACCUGAUCGUAAGGAGGCCCAAAGCUACUUGCCUAUUCUACGAAGUAUUCGCUGACUGGGUGAACGGAUUUAGUAAGGGAGGUGUCUCCUCCGUGUUCAAGCUAGCUUUGUUUUAAUGUUUAAAAAUCCUUCGCAAAACUAAAUCUUUGUUCUAAUAACGCUAUUAACAAAAGAUGUACAUUAUUUGGGGUUACCAUUUAAAUAGUCAUAUGGACAUUAUCUAUUUGUUGAUGUUGUGGUGCUGACUGACACCCAACACUAAGAAUGAAUACCGAUUGUUGACCAGUGGCACUGCUGGUGCUGUUUCUCUAUGCAGCUACUUCCUCACAGAAAUCCCUGCCCACUCCAUCUCUACUGGGCAGCCUGACCCAGCUCCUCCAUGGUGAUUAGUGCAUCUGUGCUAGCCUCCUCAAUUACUUUA
Messenger RNA from Megalops cyprinoides (Indo-Pacific tarpon), 846 nucleotides. RefSeq names its product histone H4. The record is from RefSeq and is a predicted model, not a curated record. Gene Ontology annotation, biological process: nucleosome assembly. The transcript has a single exon. Lineage: Eukaryota; Metazoa; Chordata; Actinopteri; Elopiformes; Megalopidae. Gene Ontology annotation, cellular component: nucleosome. Gene Ontology annotation, molecular function: DNA binding; protein heterodimerization activity; structural constituent of chromatin. The coding region runs from base 16 to 327 and encodes 103 amino acids.